Molecule: messenger RNA, 462 nt
Organism: Rotaria sp. Silwood2
Lineage: Eukaryota; Metazoa; Rotifera; Eurotatoria; Philodinida; Philodinidae
Source: the annotation of a GenBank genome assembly
AUGAUUAUGAGAAAAUAUUCAUAUGGUAAACAAUAUGAACAACUAUUACAAGCAGCUGAACUAAUAGAAGAAGAUAUUUUACAACCGAAACAAUUCCAUAUUACUCGUUUUGCUAGUUCAGAAUGUCGUGUUUCUGAAACUAUGAUGAGAGACUGGUCAACAUUGUAUGAAUUACAUGAACAAGAUAGUAUUGUUAAUGCGCUAACUGGUGGUGAUUUAAGUGCACGAACUCGACACAAUAUUAAUUCACAACAAGAAACUGAUGCUGGUAAUAAUGGUACUUUACAGAUUGAAGAAAGUAAAUCCGUAGAUUUUGUUUGUAAACUUGUAGGAUUAAUUGAUAUAUACAAUAUCAUUGUGAAAGCAUCGGUAUUUGUACAAAACGUUGAUAAAUAUCCAUGGGAAUAUGAUAAUGCAAUACGACGUUUACAAGAAUGUUUAAAUAAUUAUGCUACACUCUAA